Molecule: messenger RNA, 867 nt
Organism: Xylona heveae TC161
Lineage: Eukaryota; Fungi; Ascomycota; Xylonomycetes; Xylonales; Xylonaceae
Product: alpha/beta-hydrolase
Exons: 1
Coding region: 1-867 (288 amino acids)
Source: RefSeq, a predicted model, not a curated record
AUGGAAUCUAUUCUCUCUGCACAUGAAAUUGGGGGAGGACUUCCCGUUUUGAUCAUUCAUGGAUGGCAGUUGGCGGGAACAGUCGAGGAGGCGGACUUUGAGCCGAUUUUCAGCAAAACACCGGGACUGCGCCGGAUCUACGUGGACCUUCCAGGCAUGGGCACAACCCCUGCGAACAAUGUCAAGGAUCUGGACGACAUGUACCUCCGCCUGGUGCAAUUCAUUGAUUCUCGACUUGGGAGCUCCUCAAGGUUCUUGCUUGUCGGCUCAUCAUGCGGCGGCUACCUUGCACGUGCGAUAGCUCAAAAAUAUUCUGAGCAAGUCGAUGGUUUACUACUACGCGUGCCGCUUAUUGAGCCAAACGACAGCAUGCGCGAUCUCGAUGCUUUCAGCCCUGUGGUUGCGAACACGCAACUCAUGUCGUCGGGCAUAUCAGCCGAAGACAGGAACCUUCUUGGAAACGUCCUCGUCCAAACGCCUGCUUACGUCAAAGCGCUCAAGGCGAAAUACAAGGAGGUUUAUCUUCCAGCGAUGAAAACAGCAGACAUGAAGCUGUUGGAUGCGAUCCGAGCAGACCCACAACGUUAUCAGCUGUCUUUUUCGUUGGAUGAUGACAAUAAUAAUAAUGAAAGGACUGCCAUUACUGCCAAGUUUCUGGCGCCCACGCUUAUUGUAUGUGGACGCCACGACCAGAGCGUGGGCUAUCGAGACAGCCUUCGCUUGCUGGAGCUCUAUCCACGGUCAACUUAUGUGGUUCUAGAUCGUGCUACCCAUGGCCUGCCUGUGGAUGAGACUGGUGUUUUUGAAGCUCUGGUUCGUGAUUGGAUAGUCCGGGUCCAUGAAUGGCGAGGUCGUACGGAGAGAUGA